CACGUCGUCAGUUAGUCACCAGUUCACCAUUAGCAACCGCAAAGAAUACUCCCCAGGAUAAGAAAAAUCGUCCUCUCAUGACUCGUAAGCCUUAGAACUCAGCAGAAAAGAAACAAUGAUGCUGGAUCUAGGCCCGUUUUCGGACGAGAAAUUCGAUCCGAAGAAAUGGAUUAACUCGGCGUGCAAGUCUCGGCACCCUCAGGACUCCGUCGACAAGCACAUGGUGGAUCUCGAGAUGAAGCUCCAAAUGGUCUCCGAAGAGAUCGCUGCUUCGCUUGAGGAGCAGAGCGCUGCCGCCCUCCUCCGUGUUCCUCGCGCCACUCGUGACGUCCUCCGUCUCCGCGACGACGCCGUUUCUCUCCGCAAUUCCGUCGCCGGGAUCCUCGACAAGCUCAAGAAGGCCGAGGGAUCCUCAGCAGAGUCUAUAGCUGCUCUUGCUAAAGUUGACACCGUCAAGCAGCGAAUGGAAGCUGCAUAUGAGACACUGCAGGAUGCUGCAGGGUUAACACAAUUGAGUGCAACGGUGGAGGAUGUGUUUGCCAGUGGGGAUCUUCCUCGUGCUGCAGAAACCUUGGCUAACAUGAGGCAUUGCUUGUCUGCUGUAGGGGAGGUAGCUGAAUUUGCAAAUAUUAGGAAGCAGCUUGAGGUCCUAGAGGAUAGGUUAGACACAAUGGUGCAGCCUCGUCUCACAGAUGCAUUGUCCAAUCGCAAGAUUGAUGUUGCUCAAGAUUUGCGAGGAAUUCUUAUUCGAAUUGGAAGAUUCAAGUCUCUAGAGAUGCACUACACGAAAGUUCACUUGAAGCCCAUAAAGCAGCUCUGGGAUGAUUUUGACUCUAAGCAGCGAGCUAGUAAGCUUGCUAAUGAGAAGAGUGAAGUUGAAAGGCUAUCAAGUAGUAAUGACUUGCGGCCAAGUUCUCCAACAGUUUUCUUCUCAAGUUGGUUGCCAAGUUUCUAUGAUGAGUUGCUACUCUAUCUUGAACAAGAAUGGAAGUGGUGUAUGGUUGCUUUUCCUGAUGAUUACAAGAGACUUGUCCCGAAGCUACUCAUGGAGACCAUGGCAGCUGUGGGGUCAAGUUUUGUUUCCCGCAUCAACCUUGCUACUGGAGAGGUUGUUCCUGAAACAAAAGCACUGGCUAAAGGUAUAUUAGACAUUCUAUCUGGAGAUCUGCCUAAGGGUAGUAAGAUUCAGACUAAGCAUCUAGAAGCCCUGAUUGAAUUACACAAUAUGACGGGAAUCUUUGCAAGAAAUAUCCAGCACUUAUUUUCAGAAUCUGAUCUCCGAGUUUUAAUGGACACACUGAAGGCAGUGUACUUUCCAUAUGAAUCAUUUAAACAGAGGUAUGGACAGAUGGAGCGUGCUAUCCUCUCCUCUGAGAUUUCUGGGGUGGAUCUCAGGGGAGCUGUCACUCGUGGUGUGGGAGCCCAGGGUAUUGAACUCAGUGAGACAGUUAGAAGAAUGGAAGAAUCUAUCCCUCAAGUUAUUGUUCUUCUUGAGGCAGCUGUAGAGAGGUGCAUCAGCUUUACUGGUGGUUCUGAGGCAGAUGAGCUAAUUCUUGCCCUUGAUGAUAUAAUGUUACAGUACAUUUCUACUCUCCAGGAAACCCUUAAAUCACUUAGAGCUGUCUGUGGAGUGGAUCACAAUAAUAUGGGCUUCGACAAGAAGGAAGGGAUACAAAAUUCAAGAAAGGUUGACUUGAUCUCUAAUGAGGAGGAGUGGUCAAUUGUUCAGGGGGCCUUGCAGAUACUCACUGUUGCAGACUGUCUAACAAGCAGGUCUUCUGUCUUUGAAGCAUCCUUGAGAGCGACUCUGGCUAGAUUGAGCACAAGUUUGUCAGUUUCAGUAUUUGGUUCAAGUUUGGAUCAAAACCAGUUACACAUCACAAAUGAUGAUGGAAAUGGGGAACCAUCCUUGGGUGGAAGGGCUGCCUUGGAUGUGGCAGCUGUUCGGCUUGUUGAUGUUCCUGAGAAGGCCCGGAAACUGUUUAACCUUUUAGAUCAGUCUAAAGACCCCCGAUUUCAUGCACUUCCACUUGCAUCCCAAAGGGUAGCAGCAUUCGCUGAAACUGUGAAUGAGCUUGUUUAUGAUGUACUUAUAUCUAAAGUACGACAGCGUCUCAGUGAUGUGUCUCGUUUGCCAAUCUGGUCUGCAAUAGAGGAACAAAGUGCUUUUCCCCUUCCAACCUUCAGUGCAUACCCUCAGUCCUAUGUGACCAGUGUUGGUGAAUACCUUCUUACUUUGCCCCAACAAUUGGAGCCACUUGCUGAGGGCAUUUCUAACAGUGACGCCAACAAUGAAGAAGCUCAAUUCUUUGCAACAGAAUGGAUGUUCAAGGUCGCUGAAGGUGCCACUGCCCUAUACAUGGAGCAGCUCCGUGGCAUCCAGUACAUAACAGAUCGUGGAGCACAACAGCUGUCGGUUGAUAUCGAGUACUUGAGUAAUGUGCUUUCUGCCCUUUCAAUGCCAAUCCCUCCAGUUCUUGCAACAUUUCAAACCUGCUUUGGAACCUCCAGAGAUCAGUUAAAAGACCUAUUGAAAUCUGAUUCUGGGAGCCAGCUUGACAUUCCAACUGCAAACCUUGUGUGUAAGAUACGGCGUGUCAAUUUGGAUCAAUAAAUUUUGCUCAAAAUGAUUUUUGACUUUGUAAUUGAAUACAAUUCCGUCGA
This is a messenger RNA of Theobroma umbraticum, 2664 nucleotides long. RefSeq names its product conserved oligomeric Golgi complex component-related / COG complex component-like protein (gene EYE). NCBI's taxonomy places the organism in Eukaryota, Viridiplantae, Streptophyta, Magnoliopsida, Malvales, Malvaceae. Gene Ontology annotation, biological process: intracellular protein transport; Golgi organization; retrograde vesicle-mediated transport, Golgi to endoplasmic reticulum. Gene Ontology annotation, cellular component: COG complex. The record is from RefSeq and is a predicted model, not a curated record.